AUGAAACAUGAAGCUGAUGGAUUCAGAAAACUCGCAAAGAAUUUGCUGAAUGCUCUAGGUGGCGUUGCCGAGUUGCGCCUCUCAAUCUACGAGUUCCUAUGCGUAGAGAAAGACGGUGUUCACAUACCAGAUUUCACCCACGACUUCUUUCAUGAACACGAUACAGCAGACGUGGUGAAUCUGGUCGCUAUAGAGGAAAUAUCCUGGCCUGAUACACCAGAUCAAGACGAGAAGAAAGCGAUCGUAAAUCGUCGGCUGGCAGCUAUCAGAGAACGUUACAUAUUUGAUCCCAAGCUAUUUGGUUCUCAGAUGGCUCAGGAAGUCACAGAGGCCUUCCUCGAGAUGAACGUACUCCACUUCCGCGAUGCACGAUUUAUGAACGGAUUUAUGAACACACCUUUCCCGUGCGGGUCUGUUCCCAGAGAUCACGUCCGGAAUAUCGUGAUCUAUAUACGAUUUGAAGACUUCCUCGAGAGAGCUGGUUGGGAUGUCCGUUCGUGCCCCGAUACGCCCCAUGAACCAGGCCCGGACUUCAAAUGGAGGGAACACGGUGUAUACAGCAACUUUCGUCGCGACAUCGCUUUCAUCCAGCGUCUUGUAUUUGCCAGACCUCCGGAAGUUACAUUGCUCAUGGUUACACCAUUUGGCCGAUGGGAUGCGAAAGAGCUUGACAAGGAUCGCAUCAACCUCAAUUUCCUAGAGGUCAUACUGCCAACCUACACUCAUCUGAAGAAGAAUGGGUCAACCACGAAAGUCAUUUCUAAGGAGCUUGAUUACUUGACUGACAAGGGCCGGUACCCCCCUGGGGGAGCGGGCUGGAUCCGUCACGAGGAUGAAGACGUCACUUGGCAAGUCGAGAUCGCCGCCGAAGCAUAUGCUCAGCACCACGAAACCGAAGCAAAGCUUACUUCGCCUUCGGACGCGGAUAUGUCUCCUUCGACGAACAUGGCAGCAUUGUCUUCUUUACCAGAGGAGCUGCUCGAUGAGAUCACGGGGUAUACAACAAAACCAAGCGACCUCGCUCAUAUUUCCCUCGCGUCGCACCAGCUGCGACGUAUCGCGAAUGAAAAGCUCUACACCAACCUUACCCUCAACGAGCGCUACUCGGGAAGCUACCACUGCGCGGUCCAACAAGUCUUCUCCUUUGCGCUUGCGCUUCUUCACCGGCCUGAACUAGCAUCUAGCGUUCGCAAGCUCUCGAUGAGUCUUAUAAGAGGGCAGCCAACCUCGCCUCCCAAAUGGUCAUCUGACGACAUCGCUAAAGCACUACGAGUGAUCGACGACAUGGGUACUAAAGGCACUGGUUGGGCCAUCCGUGCGCCAGACUGGAAAGCGCGCUUACUUUCUGGCGACGGCAAAGCUUGUGGUGGUCUCAUUCUCGCUUUACUUCCAAAUCUGGUCGAGCUGGAGAUAGAGAUCCUUGCCACUAUGCCUGACUUUCGUGUAGCGGACGACGAUGUGGAGUAUAACGAACGCAUUGUAUGGUCCCAGCAGCGUUACGCAGAGGAUCCUCUCGACAAACUCUUUGGAAAGCCUGGGUACUAUCUCUUGGAAUUUCUAAAACCCAAAAGCACCGAUCCGAUCAUGUCCUCUCGGAUGAAAGGCAUCCUCAACGCAAGACUUAGGAACCUUGUCAACAGACCAGCUUUGGAUUUAUCCCAGAUCUGUGGUCUCAAGACACUCGAAACUUUGCGGUUCUUCGGCAGCCGUCUUGACAAGACUUGGUGUACUCUGCCGAAGCUGCAGUGCUUAGAGGUCGCGCGAGAAUGCAGGGUCCCCGCUUCAUUCGUCGCUCCUGCUGUUCAUACUCUUCAACUUGAGCUUGCUAGCUGUGUAGCAAAGGAAGUUGAUCACAACGGGGCGCUCCAUGCCGGGUUUCUUUCGGCCACAUCGUUCCCACGGUUGGAACAUCUCUCCAUCCAGCUCACCAACUUCCACUCGUCUGGCGGCUUCUCUAUUGUCAAACCUAUCCUUAAAGACUCCAAGCGUGCAAAGAGUAAUAGGAUGGUUUAUUGCCUUUCUCGGGUUGCGCCUAGCCUCAAAACCCUCUCAGUGAGCGCGUACGAUAGCUUCGACCAAGAGUUCUUGAAGUGGAUGGGGCCGGUCCCCACCUUUACUUCCUUCAAGCAGCUGGAAACCCUUACUAUACCACAAGAUCUUCUUCUUGGCGAUGGUUUUCCGAAUCCUUGCAAGCUUCUUCCUGCUAGUAUACAGGUGAUUGAGCUUCUUCACCCAAGCGUCAAGGCCUUUGCUUGGCUCGACGCGCUCAACAAAGCUCACCACUUCUUCCAGGACCUGAAAGCUGUGUAUUUGAUCUUUGAAAACGCCCAAGAUGACCAGUGCGUCGCGAUGUACGAAAAAUACAGCGAUUGGAUCGCGGGUCGCAAGAUGCACUACGAAGUGAUCCUGCAAUGUCCUCCUGCCGAGCGCGCGAUAUGCGACACAGUACCGGAAGAGGAAAACCCACGAGCCUAUCGAAUAUGGGCACGCGCUGAUGAGGCGAUAAUACCAUCUUUCGACGAUGAAGAAGCCUUUCCAACACUUGUGUCAUUCACCAAUGACUCAGAGGCAGCCCAGAGACGGCAAGCUAGCCACACUUUCCGCAUCUCAUACGCCUCAUGCGCAAAGGAAUGGUAUCGAAAGACACGUGUUGCGACUUCGAGGACCUCCAAACAAGUAGAUAAUGACUCGACCGUUUGA
Molecule: messenger RNA, 2700 nt
Organism: Alternaria triticimaculans
Lineage: Eukaryota; Fungi; Ascomycota; Dothideomycetes; Pleosporales; Pleosporaceae
Exons: 2
Coding region: 1-2700 (899 amino acids)
Molecular function (GO): protein binding
Source: RefSeq, a predicted model, not a curated record